AUGUCAAGAGAAGCUCAGUUUAUGGAUAGGUUUCUAAAAAAGAGGAGAACCUCAGUGCAAGAUGAAAAUGUUGGUCCGUCACACGAACAUAAUCAGAACGAUGGCUCAGUUCCGCCACCAUCGGAUGGACAAAUUGAUGCAUCACCACAUGAACAGACUGAUGUUCCAGCCCCGCCAUCACCACAUGGACAAAAUGAUGCCUCCACACAUGAACCUAGUUCUGCCAAUACUACAAGGAAUUCAUCUCAAGUUGAAGAGAUCAAUUGGGAAGAAGAAAUUCAGUUUGAUCCAGGUAAAAGGAGAAGCAUAGACGAGUACCAUCCCAAUCAGAGAGAUAUGGUAAGAAGGAAGUAUUUGGCCAAUGGCCCUUGUCAACCUCGUACUGCUGAUUUUGAAGUGACAGAAAUAUGUGGUAAAGAUAGAAGGUUCGUUCGGGAAUGGUUUGAUGAGUUUGGGAGCUGGCUUGAGUAUAGUGAGUCCAAACGAAAAGCAUAUUGUUUUUGUUGUUUCUUGUUUAGACCGCGCAAGAAGAAAGAAGCCGGAUAUGAUGCAUUUGUUGCAAAUGGUUGGUCAAGUUGGAAUAAAAAAUAUAGAUUAAAGGAGCAUGUAGGAGACAUCAAUAGUGCUCACAACCAAGCAAAAAGAGAUUGUGAUGCUUUGCUGAAACAAAAGCAACACAUCUAUGUUGCUCUAAACAACCAAAGUAAUGUUGAGAGGAAUGCUUAUUAUACUCGACUAAAUGCCUCAAUUGAUGUUACUAGAGUGUUACUGAAGCAAGGGUUGCCUUUCCGUGGCCACGAUGAGUCUGACGAGUCUCUCAAUAAAGGUAAUUUCAAGGAAUUGCAUGCUUACACAGCAGAGCAGAAUCCGGAGCAAAUGGCGGUGGUAUUGCGGUAUGUUGGUAAAUGUGGAAGUGCCAUAGAGACAUUAGUUGGCCUUACUCAUGUGAAGGAGACAACUUCCAAGUAUCUCAAGUCUGCCAUUGAUGAUUUAUUUGCAGCAUAUAAAUUAAGUUUCAAGCAAGUUAGAGGGCAAGGAUAUGACGGUGCGAGCAAUAUGCGAGUUGUCAAAGUGCUAGAAUAUGUGGAAGAAGAAGACAGGGAUGACACAAAUAGAAGGCAGCUUAUGUCCACUAUAUUGAUAAUCACAAACACAUUAUCAUUGGCUCUACAACAGAAGAAUCAGGACAUUGUGAAUGCUAUUAAUUGUGUGAAUUCAACCAAAGCCUCCUUGAAUGAUCUAAGGAGAAAUGGAUGGGAAUCUGUCCUACAUGAAGCAUAUGUCUUUUGUGACAAGCAUGACAUUUCCAAGUGGCAAAUGGAAGACCAGUAUGUGAAUCCAAAGAAGCCACGGCAAAAAACAGGUAUCACUAAUAGGCAUCAUUAUGAAGUGGAUUGUUUUAAUGAUGUUAUUGAUUGGCUGCUUCAAGAACUUGAUAAUCGCUUCAAUGAGAAAAAUUCUGAACUACUUGUUUGCUCAGCGGCUUUGAGCCCAAAUGAAUCAUUUCAUGAUUUCAACUUAGAACAUUUGAUGAGUCUAGCUAAACUUUAUCCAAAAGAUUUUGAUGAUGGAGAACUCAGGGACCUUAGGCAUCACCUUCAUCUUUACAUUGCUGAUGUCCGAGCAGAUGAUCGCUUCUCUGGAUUAAGUAAUAUUUUUGAGAGAUCUUUUUCAGCUAUGAGAAUUGUGAAGACAUAUUUGCGCAAUCGUCUUGGUGACGACACCUUGAAGUACGACCUUAUUUGUUAUGUGGAGAAAAGCGAAAUGAGGAAGGUUACUAAUGAUGCGGCAAUCAGGAUCUAG
Messenger RNA from Aegilops tauschii subsp. strangulata, 1803 nucleotides. Lineage: Eukaryota; Viridiplantae; Streptophyta; Magnoliopsida; Poales; Poaceae. The record is from RefSeq and is a predicted model, not a curated record.